Molecule: messenger RNA, 4676 nt
Organism: Heterocephalus glaber (naked mole-rat)
Lineage: Eukaryota; Metazoa; Chordata; Mammalia; Rodentia; Bathyergidae
Source: RefSeq, a predicted model, not a curated record
AUGUGGGAUCAAGGAGGACAGCCUUGGCAGCAGUGGCCCUUGAACCAACAACAAUGGAUGCAGUCAUUCCAGCACCAGCAGGAUCCAAGCCAGAUUGACUGGGCUGCAUUGGCUCAAGCUUGGAUUGCCCAGAGAGAGGCUUCAGGACAGCAAAGCAUAGUAGAACAACCACCAGGGAUGAUGCCAAAUGGACAAGAUAUGUCUACAAUGGAAUCUGGGCCUAACAAUCAUGGGAAUUUUCAAGGAGAUUCAAACUUUAACAGAAUGUGGCAACCAGAAUGGGGAAUGCAUCAGCAACCCCCACACCCCCCUCCAGAUCAGCCAUGGAUACCACCAACACCAGGCCCAGUGGACAUUGUUCCUCCUUCUGAAGACAGCAACAGUCAGGACAGUGGGGAAUUUGCCCCUGACAACAGGCAUAUAUUUAACCAGAACAAUCACAACUUUGGUGGACCACCCGAUAAUUUUGCAGUGGGGCCAGUGAACCAGUUUGACUAUCAGCAUGGGGCUGCUUUUGGUCCACCGCAAGGUGGAUUUCAUCCUCCUUAUUGGCAACCAGGACCUCCAGGACCUCCAGCGCCUCCCCAGAAUCGAAGAGAAAGGCCAUCGUCAUUCCGGGAUCGACAGCGGUCACCUAUUGCCCUUCCUGUGAAGCAGGAGCCUCCUCAAAUUGAUGCAGUAAAACGCAGGACUCUUCCAGCUUGGAUUCGUGAAGGUCUUGAAAAAAUGGAACGUGAAAAGCAAAAGAAAUUAGAGAAAGAAAGGAUGGAACAACAACGUUCACAAUUGUCCAAAAAAGAAAAGAAGGCCACAGAAGAUGCUGAAGGAGGUGAUGGCCCUCGUUUACCUCAGAGAAGUAAAUUUGAUAGUGAUGAAGAAGAUGAAGAUCCUGAAAACAUUGAGGCUGCAAGCAGUGGAAAAGUCACCAGAAGUCCAUCUCCAGUUCCUCAGGAAGAGCAGAGUGAACCAGAGAUGACUGAAGAAGAGAAGGAGUAUCAAAUGAUGUUGCUGACAAAAAUGCUUCUGACUGAAAUUCUUCUGGAUGUCACAGAUGAAGAAAUUUAUUAUAUAGCCAAAGACACACAUCGGAAAGCAACAAAAGCUCCUGCAAAACAGCUGGCACAGUCCAGUGCACUGGCUUCCCUCACUGGACUCGGUGGACUGGGUGGUUAUGGAUCAGGAGACAGUGAAGAUGAGCGGAGUGACAGAGGCUCUGAGUCAUCUGACACUGAUGAUGAAGAAUUACGGCACCGAAUCCGGCAAAAACAGGAAGCUUUUUGGAGAAAAGAAAAAGAACAGCAGCUACUACAUGAUAAACAGAUGGAAGAAGAAAAGCAACAGUCAGAAAGGGUUACAAAAGAGAUGAAUGAAUUUAUCCACAAAGAGCAAAAUAGUUUAUCACUUCUAGAAGCAAGAGAAGCAGAUGGUGAUGUGGUUAAUGAAAAGAAAAGAACUCCAAAUGAAACGGCAUCCAUUUUAGAACCAAAAAAAGACCAUAAAGAAAAAGAGAAACAAGGAAGGAGUAGAUCAGGAAGUUCUAGCAGUAGUUCCAGUAGCAAUAGCAGAACUAGUAGUACUAGCAGUACUAUCUCCAGUUCUUCUUACAGUUCUAGCUCAGGUAGUAGUCAUACUUCUUCUCGGUCUUCUUCUCCUAAAAGAAAAAAGAGACAUAGUAGGAGUAGAUCUCCAACAAUUAAAGCAAGACGUAGUAGAAGUAGAAGCUACUCUCGCAGAAUUAAAAUAGAGAGCAGUAGGGCUAGGGUGAAGAUUAGAGACAGGAGGAGAUCUAAUAGAAAUAGCAUUGAAAGAGAAAGACGACGAAAUCGGAGUCCUUCCCGAGAGAGACGUAGAAGUAGAAGUCGCUCAAGGGAUAGACGAACCAAUCGUUCCAGUCGCAGUAGGAGUCGAGAUAGGCGUAAAAUUGAGGAUCAACGUGGAAAUCUUAGUGGGAGCAGUCAUAAGCAUAAAGGUGAGGCUAAAGAACAAGAGAGGAAAAAGGAGAGGAGUCGAAGUAUAGAUAAAGAUAGGAAAAAGAAAGACAAAGAAAGGGAGCGUGAACAGGAUAAAAGAAAAGAGAAACAAAAAAGGGAAGAAAAAGAUUUUAAGUUUAGUAGUCAAGAUGAUAGAUUAAAGAGGAAAAGAGAAAGUGAAAGAACAUUCUCAAGGAGUGGUUCUAUAUCUGUUAAAAUUAUAAGACAUGAUUCUAGACAAGAUAGUAAGAAAAGUACUACCAAAGAUAGUAAAAAGCAUUCAGGCUCUGAUUCUAGUGGAAGGAGCAGUUCUGAAUCUCCAGGAAGUAGCAAAGAAAAGAAGGCUAAGAAGCCUAAACAUAGUCGAUCGCGAUCCAUGGAGAAAUCUCAAAGGUCUGGUAAGAAGGCAAGCCGCAAACACAAGUCUAAGUCCCGAUCAAGAUCAACAACCCCUCCCCGUCGUAAGCGCUGAGGAAUGAUGUGGCAAGAAUGCCAUGAUGUUUUAAAAAAAUUCCAUGAGUUUUAAGGGCUUGUCUCAUUAUAGAGGCACAUUGUGGCUGUGUAGGUGAAACCAGAAUCUUUUUUUUUUUUAAUCUGUAAAUAGGUGUACUUUUUCCAAAUGCUGCUCCAAGUUACUUAAUAGGAUUUCUUUGUAUUACAUUUUUUUCAAAAAAUAGUGCAUAAUAAGACUAUAAACAUGCCAUUCUCUUUCAGCUGUAAUGUUCUUAAACUUAUUCUUGAAUGUACUGUGAUGUCAAUAAAGCUCUUUAGUUCAUUUUUGUUAAACUCUUGCACCUUAAUUUUAUAAUUUUAAUCUAAGGAACAUACUUUUCUAAAAAGGCAGCUGGAAUUUUGUACAACAGCUUUUAAAGGUACUUCCUUCCACCUCCCCCAAAGAAAAACAGUUUUAACUUAAAAGUUUGUCAGAGUUUGCAAAUUGUAUCCAUGGACUUGUGUCAAAUUCCAACAUUAAGGGUGUGGAAGAGGGCCAGAAAUAGACCUUUUAUUUUCACUUGGAAGCAUUUGAUUAACCUUUGAAACUUUUCUUAUUUUGGGGAGUUUCAAGUAAAUACAUAUUCGCUGUAUGUAUAAGAUAGGAUUCACACUUGUAAAAUGAAAUUGCUGGAAUCAAUCAAGCCAGUGCAUCAGUAUAGUUAUUUGUAAUGAACAACUGUGUUUGACACUAAUAGUAAAGUCUGGGAACUAUAUUUUACACCCAGUUUAUUUCACUCAUUUCUGUUUUAGAGGUAUAUUGAAACACCUUGAGUUACUAUAGAAAUAGACUUAAAAUUUCAAUAUAUUUAUAUUUUUAAAAGUAUAACGUGACCUCAACCCAGUGGAGGAGUGCUGUAUUAUGCAGGUGUGUGUCAAUUACUUAACAUUAAAUGGUAUGAUUUUGUCAGUUUCUAAAAAUUAUGAUCAAUGAGUGGUCCAGUUUAAAGCAGUCACAGCUUAUGAGUAGAAUGGGGCUCUUGAGGCAUUUUUAACUUUAAAUCAAGUGCUAUCAGGGUCCAUUUUUUUAAUGAUUAUGCACUUAUGCAGUGAUGAAUCUGAAAACAUAUGCUUUUAAAUUUUAUUUUAAAAAGCAAGUCAGGACACAGACAAUUUUAAAGUAUGCCUUCUUACCAGCAAUAGUUCAUUUAAAAAAUAAUGCCAGAUUUUUGCCAAGAUCAGUGUUUCCUCAAAAUGAAGAUAAAAAUAGAUUUGUAUAGUGUGCUCUUGUACCUCUACAUAGGUUCUUUUAAAUAAUUUUGAGCAGUUAUGCAUUUAUCUAAAGGAAGUAAACUGUGAAUAAAUGCAUGUUUACCAAAAUGGCUGUUUACAGUGCAUUUAGUUCUGAUAUUUAUAAAGUUGACAUUUCACAGAAUAAUUUUAAAAUAGUUUGUAAGUCUAUAUGGUUUAGAUCAUAGAGACAAGAAAAAUGUGCAAUAUUUUUUAUGUAGAUGAGCUAACUGAAGUGUACCUAAUUGAAGAAUUAUCUGAUUAUUUGUAAUAGAUAAGUUGUAUAACAUUUUCAUAUCUUAAAAUGUUUUUUAGAUUAAUCUUCAAGUGAAAUACUAUUUUCAAAAUAAAAUUAUACAGAAAAAUUCUGCUGGCUAUGAUAUACACAUUUUUGGACAAAAUAUGAACUUGAGUCAAAAGUAUAUUUGACGGUUUUAUCUACUUUGUCAUGAUUUGCAAGCUUCUUAUCAGUUAAAACCAUAGUUUUUUAAAAAAAUCAUGACAAUUGUGAAUAGUAGAUAUCAGUGUUACUAUUAGAUACUUGGGUUUUUCAUAUUUUAUGGAAAAUUGAGAGAAUUCACCAUUUCCUUGACUUAGUGUUUGAGUGGUAAGAUUAUGUAGAAUAGAGCUUCCAUGAUUUAGGAUGUGAAUGCUAAAACUUACAUGUAAGUUAGAUAUAUAACUUAACUAUGAAAUCUUUUCUAAAAUGACACCACCAGAAAAUUAAUACAUUUUUGAGAUAAUCAUUGGUCUGGAUUGGUCAAUACAAUCUGUCUUCUUUAAAAGAGCCUCUUAAAAAUAUAUCUAGUAUAUUAAUCAUACUUGCUUUGUGGAGUGGGGGUAAACCACACCUUUAAGAGAAUAAAACAUAAUCUGGAAAAGGUAAUUACAAGAUUUGUUUCAGGUCCCUAAAAUACAAAUAAAGAUUGGUGUGGAAUUUCAGUGUACUUGUUUUCUGCCAUUGUAAAAUAAAAUGUUUUCUUA